AUGCACCAACACACUGCCACUUUGACGAGCUGCCCUCUUGCAGGAGCUGUGCUGGACUGGCGAUUUCAUCAAGCCGAGACUGUGGUGUUCCAGCUUCGUGGUAGAUCAAUCUGGAGAACAAAGAUGGGCCAAGUAGAGCAUCCGCGUCGAUGCUUUCACCCACAGUCUUGGCUCUGGGACGAUAUGAUUCACAUUGCCAAAGUUCACCGGAUGGCCACGGUGGACAGGACCUCGUUGGGGUUUCUUGCGACACCAGAUGAAGAUCUGAACGUCUUCAAAGAACAUGGAGAAGAAGUGGCUGCUAAUCAACAAGAUUAUGUACUGAAACCUGGUUCGGUUGCUUAUCUUCCUGCAGGUGCGUGGUUUAACGUUGAGACAAAGGGACCGGGCGCGUUGUGGAUCGAGAUUCAACUGUCAUCCAUGACUUACGAAGAAUUGGCGCUGACAGCGCUUAAACAUAUUGCCCUGGGCGAUAAGCGCUGGCGGACGGGUGUGCAGUUGUAUCCUGGCAACCGAGGCCAGCUCAAGACAACUCGGCACUAUAUGGGAGAAUGCGUCGUGUCUCUUUGCGGUGAUAUGUCGAAGCUUGAGGGUGGAGAUUUAUUGCCCGAGUAUCUUGGGACGGAGGACAUGCACGAGCUUAUUGCUCGUGGUUUGAUUCACGACACGAGCAUAUCUCGUGCGACAAGGAGUAUUGAAGUGGAUUUGACGAAUCCAAAGUUCAAGCUGAAACACGAGAAAGUGUUCAAAAAUGCCACUUACAGGGUCAACCCGGUCGCGGUACUCAUGAGCGAAGCGGAAAUUCCAUGUUUCACCGUUGGCGACGGAACUGGAGCAUGUCACUGCCAACGAUUCUGCUUCCGAAAGGAAGUAUCACGCCCUGAGGAGGACUCCAAAACCAAGGUCAAAACGAAAAGAGGCACUCGACGCGCUCACGCACCGUGA
Molecule: messenger RNA, 945 nt
Organism: Peronospora matthiolae
Lineage: Eukaryota; Oomycota; Peronosporomycetes; Peronosporales; Peronosporaceae
Source: the annotation of a GenBank genome assembly